GCAGUUUUUUCUUUUUUUUGCGAGAUUGAAUAAUUGUGUUACGUUUUUAUAUUUAACGAGGGCUAAAAGGAUACAUGUGAUUUCCAUCUGUGAAUGGUUAUCUGUGCCUAAAAAGUGCUUUGAAAUCACGCACUCGUGCAUACUGAAUUAUGUGUGAAAUCUAUUUCGUGUAGCUGCAUGGUCUGUUAAUUAAACGUUGUUGUGUUUUUUCCUCUAAUUGAGCAAACCUCCUGAGCCUGAGAUGUAAAAACUAGAUUUUGCCCCUGGCACACCCCCCAAGAUAAUUAACCAACCAUCACAGCCUACCUUACGAUGUGCUGCAAGUCUGUCUCCUGCUGCACUAUAAUAAUAGAUGGGAAGUGAAACAUGUUAGAGGGGAAGCCAAUGGAGGCUUAUUGAAGCUGUCAGAGAUCACCUCGUCUCUUAAUAGCCUUUUUUUCUGGAUUGGAACGAAUUUACUGAUCAAGUGAGCCAUAAUGUUGACGAGGCUUUUCAGUGACCCAUCAAUGCUCCCCGAUGUGCAGAAAUACUCGGGCUGGGCGGAGGACAGCGAUGAGGAGGAUUCGAAAAUGAAAGAUGAUGAUCAGGACACCCAGGACGACACGGAGGGAUCAGAGCUGAGAGGAAGCAGCCGUACUCACUCCGAGCAUGCCGGGGAAGACGACGAGGACGACGACGAGGUCGAGGAAGAGGAAGACGAGGAAGGGAUAGAGGGGGACAGGCCCAAGAAAAGAGGUCCCAAGAAGCGAAAGAUGACCCCUGCCCGAGUCGAGCGUACCAAGGUGAGGCGGACAAAGGCCAACGCACGGGAGAGGACCCGAAUGCACGACCUGAACUCUGCGCUAGACAAUCUGCGUAAAGUGGUUCCCUGCUACUCCAAAACGCAAAAACUUUCCAAAAUCGAGACACUUCGUCUGGCCAAAAACUAUAUCUGGGCUCUAUCGGAGAUAUUGCGCAAUGGGAAAAGGCCUGACGUUGUGGCCUACGUCCAGACGCUGUGCAAGGGACUCUCCCAGCCCACGACCAACCUGGUAGCGGGGUGCCUGCAGCUAAACUCCCGUAACUUCCUGACCGAGCAACAGUGUCCGGACGGGGGGAGAUACGCUUCCGGCUCCUUCUCCAUGCAUUCAUACCCCUACCAGUGUGCGCGUCUUUCCAGCCCUCAAUGCCAGCCGGGCUCGGGCUCGAACUCGCAUCCACUGAGGACGCACGGCUACUGCUCGACCUACGACUCGGUGUACGGUGGGAGCGGUUCCCCGGAGUACAACAGCCCUGAGUAUGAGGCGCCCCUCAGCCCGCCUCUGUGCGUUAAUGGCAACUUUUCCCUGAAGCACCAAGGCCCUGCGUCGCCCGACAACGAGAAGGGGUACCACUACUCUAUGCAUUACUCCGGCCUGCCUGGCUCCAGACCCACCGGGCCCCACAACCUAGUGUUUGGCUCUUCUGGAGCCCGGAGCGGCAUUCACUCUGAAAACGUCCUGCCUUACCACGACAUGCACUUACAUCACGAACGGGCCCCGGUGUAUGACGAACUGAACGCGUUUUUUCACAAUUAAGAUGAAAAGCCAAUUGUGCGCCACUGCAAUCAACAAUCUAACCACGGCACACUUUUCUUAUAAGCUUACCUGCCAGGAUUCAGGCAUUCUGGAGAGAUGUUUCACUUGUUGUCAUUAGUGUUUUCCUUUUAUUUCUCCCGUCUUUACUAUUUCUUAUGCUAUAGUCAGAGAUGUAGUGGAAGAUCAUCCAACUAAACCACAAUCUGAUUCUGUGCAACAGCUUUUCAAGCUAAAAUAAAUCUCGAAAAGGAAAUUUGCUAAGCAAAUCAUAUUAAGACCUAUGAUGAUAUGGGAUUUUUCAAAAAUGUUAAUGUUUCUUAAAGUGUAAUUUGUGUGUGUAUCGGUGGUUGUUUGCAUUUUGAUGAUUGGAAGUGUACCCACUUAUUUAUUUACCACUACAUCACUGGCUACAGCUACACCUUGACAUUGGCGGUGACUUUCUAUUAUAAAAGAAAACAAUGGACAACAUAAUGCAAAUCGUCUGUACGUGCAAGAUUGGUUUUUGAAAAUAGUGAAAUAUAAUUAAAUGCUGAGUUAAAUGCUGAACUGAUUAAAAAAAAAGUGCUGUUUGUUUUGUGUAAGAAGAGUCUGCAGCAAAUCAAUAAUUUCGCAUCUAUGCAAAAGCCAACGAGACCACAGAGCAAGGCAACAAGGCCAAGAAAGAUACUUCACACACACACACACACACACACACACACACACACACACACACACACACACACACACACACACACACACACACACACACACACACACACACACACACACACACACCGAUUUUGACAAUGGCUGGGAUGGUCAUAUUCGUUUGGCUUCCCAAAAAAUAAAGUCGAAUGAAAUCAGACAUGUAUUUUAUUAUUUUAUUCACUCUUAUUUAUUCAUAUUACCCGUAUUCUUCUUCUUGAGCAAUUGCACCGUAUUUUGGUUUGAAAUCAACAUUUUGGUUCAACAUUUUCGUUUUGAUUUGCAGUGCUAUGUUGCAAUAUGAUUACUAUUAUUAUCAUUAUUAUUAUUAUUAUUAUUAUUAUUAUUGCACGUAUUUAUUGUGUUGUUUAUUUGUAAUUAAUGGUAAUAGUCAAUGGAACUGAAGGGAUCCUAUGUGUUGCUAAGCAUUUUUUCAUAAAAUUCAAGUCAACUUUGUAUCCAACCAACUGUGUGGUAAAAUAAAACAAGAAUAAAGGAGACUGUGCAACUUGAUUCUUUGUCACCUAUCGAAAAUUCUUGGUGUUCUAUGAAUGAGUCAACAUUAACCA
This is a messenger RNA of Eleginops maclovinus (Patagonian blennie), 2809 nucleotides long. RefSeq names its product neurogenic differentiation factor 2-like. The record is from RefSeq and is a predicted model, not a curated record. Gene Ontology annotation, biological process: nervous system development; sensory organ development; axon development. Bases 477 to 1556 code for a protein of 359 amino acids. NCBI's taxonomy places the organism in Eukaryota, Metazoa, Chordata, Actinopteri, Perciformes, Eleginopidae. The transcript has 2 exons. Gene Ontology annotation, cellular component: nucleus. Gene Ontology annotation, molecular function: E-box binding; protein dimerization activity; DNA-binding transcription factor activity, RNA polymerase II-specific.